AUGAUAUUGAAAAUUUUACUUCUAUUUUUUUCAUUAUUUUAUAUUGUUAUACUUGAAACAAUACCUCCUUUGGAUCCUAUUAUUCCUACUUCAUAUGAUGAUAGUAAUAAAGUAACAGAAGUUAAUGCUAUGUGUAGCCAAAAUGGUAUAACAGCAUCAAUUAAAUUUGAAAAACCAUUUACAGGAAAAAUAUUUUCCAUCAAUCAUUCAAAUAUCCAUGAAUGUAUAUAUUAUAAUGGUGGAACAUUUAUUGAUAGUCCAUUACUCUUUACAAUACCUGUAAAUACCUGUGGAACAAAAAUAACCAGGAACACUAGAAAUAUUAUUGAUAGUAUGGAAAAUCAAAUAUAUGUACAAAUGAGUAUGUAUUCUCAAACAAUAUAUGAUCAUCAAUAUUCUUUUAUCUGUGAAUUAGCUCUUGAUCCAAAAUUAACUGAUUCUGAUGAUGGUUUUAAGGGACUUUCUAUUGAUAGUGAUUCUAAUAGUAAUAUACCAAAACCAGAAUAUCUUUUAAAUUAUAGAAAUUUACAGUUUCCUUUACCACAUAAAGAACCAAUGUUACCGAGGCCAAUUAAACCUAUUAUUGUUGAUCAAAUAUCAAAAAGUAUUGAUGAAUUAAAUAAUGAAAAUAAUAAUCAUAAUAAUGUUAAUAGAAAAUUAACAAAUAAUCAAUUUAAUAAUAUAGUUAAUGAAAAUUUAAAAGAAUCUAAUAAUUUUAUUUUCAAAAAUAAAAAUUCUCAAGAAUAUAGAAAAAUUGAGAAUGGAGUUUUAGUUAAUAUAAAUAAUAAUAAUUUAACAUUAACAUCUAAAUUACCAUUAAUAUCAACAACUCAAAAUCCAUGGAUUGGUAGUACAAGAGAAGUGAAUCUUAAGACAACAAUUCAUCAAUUUAAUGAUAAUAAAAUAAUAAGACCAUUGAUGGAGGAAAAGAAAAAAGAAACAACAAAUGAUUCUUUAAUAUUUCUUCCAACAACAAAUUUAGUGGCAAAUCAAUCAACAGAUACAAACAGUAAAUUUACUGAUAUCCUUCUUGAAAUUCAAAAAGGUGAAGGUCCUUAUGCUAAUACAGUAAAUAAACCAUUAAAACUAGGUGAUAUUUUAACAUUAGUAAUAAAAGGAAAACCACCUAAAACUCCAAAUACAUAUCAUAUGUUUGUUCAUUCAUGUUAUGCUUCAGGUGACUCUAAAAAUGAUCCACUUCCAUUGAUUGAUAAAUUUGGAUGUCCUGUAAAUGAUCAAAUAAUAGGAAAUCUCCAAAGAACAAAAAAUAAAUAUGGUGAAACUUUAUAUUAUUUUAAAAUGAAAACAUUCAAAUUUCCUGGUUUUAAUAAUGUAUUUUUUUCAUGUUCUGUUGAAACAAGUCCUGACACCUAUCCUGAUAUAUGUCCAAAUAAAGAAGAAAAAAUAGGUAGAUUAAAAAGAACUUUAGAUAAAGGUAAUGAUGAUAAUAGAAAAACUUUUGUUCUUUUUAAUAAUAUUCAAAUUGAAGAUGAUAAUAAUAUUACAACUAAAGAUGAGUUGUAUUAUUACAAUAAUACAAAUAGUCUUUCAAAAAUUAUUUUAUCAAAUAAUUAUAUACUUAUUCCAUUAAUUAUUCUAUCUCUAUUAUUUUUGAUAUGUUGUUGUAUUUGUAUGAUAUGUUAUCACAAAAAAAUGAACAAAUAUUCUAACAAACCACCAAGAAUAAUAUCACCACCAGUACAAGAUGCCUCCCUAACACAACAAUUUACCUCUGAAAGAGGUUCUAAUUCACUUCCAGUUUUUUCUUUUGAUAAAGUAGGUAAAAGAAAAAUGUCUAUAUUUGCUGAAACAUCAUAA
This is a messenger RNA of Strongyloides ratti, 1818 nucleotides long. Its product is annotated as Zona pellucida domain-containing protein. The transcript has 2 exons. Bases 1 to 1818 code for a protein of 605 amino acids. Lineage: Eukaryota; Metazoa; Nematoda; Chromadorea; Rhabditida; Strongyloididae. The record is from RefSeq and is a predicted model, not a curated record.